Rhinolophus ferrumequinum (greater horseshoe bat) is the source of this 1875-nucleotide messenger RNA. RefSeq names its product mitochondrial ribosome associated GTPase 2 (gene MTG2). The transcript is spliced from 7 exons. Gene Ontology annotation, cellular component: mitochondrion. The coding region runs from base 127 to 1689 and encodes 520 amino acids. Gene Ontology annotation, molecular function: GTPase activity; GTP binding; magnesium ion binding. NCBI's taxonomy places the organism in Eukaryota, Metazoa, Chordata, Mammalia, Chiroptera, Rhinolophidae. The record is from RefSeq and is a predicted model, not a curated record.
CCCCUGUGCCCUGCCCUACGCAGACCCCCUCCCUGGGAGCUCCGUCCACAGCAGGAGGAGUGGGGUGCUCGAGGAGUCUGAGACGGUCCGGUAUGUGACGGAGAGGGGACGAGGAGGUAACCUGGGAUGGCACCCGUGCAGGAGGACGACGACGACGUGGAGACGGCAGGAGGGCUGGCUGAGCGGGUCCCGAGCAGGCGGAAACUGGAGGGACCGCCCCGGCCUUGGACGGCCUCGCCCGGCCUCUCCGAUCCAGUCUCCGGCCCUCCGCCCCCGAAGGUGCCGUCCGGGACCCGCGUGGUCAGGCCCCAGCCCCUCGCGCGCGGAGACCAGCCCCGCGGAGACCAGCCCCGCAGAAGGGCCUCGGUCUGUCUUCCGCCCAUGCGCGCCGGGGACGCCCUGCGUGGGCGUGACCGCGCCGGAAGUAAUCCGCCGCUGCGGCGGCCGAGGCCCGGAAGUGACGUGCCGUCGGAGGGGGGAGCCAUGAAGCCUUCGAGGCUUUUCUCCGCAGGAUGGCAGGCCGUGAUGGAGGGCGUAGGGCACUGGACUCCUCCCGCGUGGGCCAUCCUCGGGCCCGGCCGGCUCGCUCCCAGGUGGCUCUGGGUCGGCUCUGUGGACUGCGCUGAGCGCCAGGAACCCCCCGGAAAGAAACUGCUCUCGGAGAAGAAGCUGAAAAGGCAUUUUGUGGACCGUCGCCGGCUGCUUGUACGAGGAGGACGUGGAGGCGACGGGCUGAGCUGCUUCCACAGCGAGCCCCGGAAGGAGUUUGGAGGCCCCGAUGGGGGUGACGGAGGCAGCGGCGGCCACGUCAUCCUGAGAGUUGACCAGCAAGUCAAGUCGCUGUCGUCGGUCCAGUCACAGUAUCAGGGCUUUGACGGAGAAGACGGUGGCAGGAAAAACUGCUUUGGGCGAAAUGGCGCUGUCCUCUACAUCCGGGUCCCCGUGGGCACUUUGGUGAAGGAGGGAAACAAAGUUCUGGCUGACCUGUCGCGCCCAGGUGACGAGUACAUCGCUGCCCUCGGCGGGGCAGGAGGAAAGGGUAACCGCUUUUUCCUGGCCAAUGAUAACCGCGCACCAGUGACCUGUACACCCGGACAGCCCGGUCAGGAGCGGGUCCUCUUCCUGGAGCUCAAGACCAUGGCCCACGCGGGGCUGGUCGGACUCCCCAAUGCGGGGAAGUCCUCGCUGCUCCGGGCCAUUUCAAACGCGAAGCCUGCCGUGGCUGCCUACCCCUUCACGACCCUGAAGCCCCAUGUUGGCAUCGUGCACUAUGAGGGCCACCAGCAGGUAGCAGUGGCCGACGUGCCGGGCCUGGUCCGCGGCGCCCACCGGAACCGGGGCCUGGGGCACGCCUUCCUCAGGCACAUCGAGCGCUGUGGCUUCCUCCUGUUUGUGCUGGACCUCUCAGUGCCGCAGCCCUGGACCCAGCUGGACGACCUGAAACACGAGCUGGACCAGUAUGAGAAGGGCCUGUCCAGCAGACCCCACGCCAUCAUCGCCAACAAGAUCGACCUCCCCCAGGCGCGAGCCAACCUGCCCGAGCUGCAGGCCCGCCUGGGCGCGAAGGCCAUUGCCUUGUCCGCGGCCACCGGUGAGAACCUGGAAGAGCUGCUGCUGUGCCUCAAGGAGCUCCACGACCGCCACGUGGCCGCCGAGCUGCAGCGCGGCCGCCAGCCGCUCAGGUGGUAGCGGGCGCCACCUUCCGGGUCAGGUCGGCCUGCCCUCUGACGCCCCCCAGCCUUGGCCAGGCCCCCUCCGGUGGGGACACUGGUGCUGCUGACAGUCUGCUCCCAGUGCUUCCUGUGCGGACUGGCGUGCUGAGAUGGGCGCGUCGCAUGCUUAGCUCCGUUUAGGGGGCCACGCGGCAACAGCACA